Molecule: messenger RNA, 5699 nt
Organism: Jaculus jaculus (lesser Egyptian jerboa)
Lineage: Eukaryota; Metazoa; Chordata; Mammalia; Rodentia; Dipodidae
Gene: Fam171b
Product: family with sequence similarity 171 member B
Exons: 8
Coding region: 1-2466 (821 amino acids)
Source: RefSeq, a predicted model, not a curated record
AUGGCGAGGCUCCGCGGGCGCGUCCCGUGCACCCUGCUCCUCGGUCUGGCCGCCGUGCUGCUGAAGGCGCGGCUGGUCCCCGCGGCCGCCCGAGCCGAGCUCAGCCGCUCCGACCUCAGCCUCAUCCAGCAGCAGCAGCAGCAGCAGCAGCAGAGGCAGCGCGAGGAGGCGGAGGAGAGGCCCGAGCUGCCCCGGGCAUCCUCCACCUUGAGCGUUCCAGUGUCUGUAUUUAUGCUGAAAGUCCAGGUGAAUGACAUCAUCAGUCGACAGCACCUGAAUCAAGCAGUUGUACAAGUAUUUGUCAACUACACAAAGACGAACUCCACAGUAACUAAAAACAACGGAGCAGUGUUGAUAAAAGUACCCUACAAAUUAGGACUCAGCUUAACCAUUGUUGCUUCCAAAGAUGGCUACGUGAUGACACCCCUGCCCUGGAAAACCGGAAGGAUGCCAAUUUAUUCAUCAGUUACACUCUCACUGUUCCCGCAAAGCCAAGCAAAUAUAUGGCUAUUUGAAGACACAGUUUUGAUUACUGGAAAAUUAGCUGAUGCCAAAUCUCAACCUAGUGUUCAGUUUUCAAAAGCUUUCAUUAAGCUUCCUGACAACCAUCACAUUAGCAAUGUGACUGGGUAUCUUACAGUUCUGCAACAGUUUUUGAAAGCGGACAAUUUUCUGUAUACAACUGGGAUAACUCUCAACAAACCAGGUUUGGAAAACAUUGAAUUGACUCCUCUUGCAGCAAUCUGUGUGAAAAUAUAUUCUGGAGGAAAGGAAUUAAAAGUGGAAGGCUCCAUUCAAGUUUCUCUUCCACUGCUGUAUACAAAUGGUGUAAACAUGGGUGAUCGCAUACCUGCUUGGACAUUUGAUAUGAACACAGGUGCUUGGGUGCAUCAUGGCUGGGGAAUAGUCAAGGAACAUAAUGGUCAUUUAAUUUGGACUUAUGAUGCCCCACAUUUGGGCUACUGGAUAGCAGCUCCACUUCCAGGAGCUAAAGGUAUAGGUAUAAAUGAAGAUUCCAAGGACAUAACUGCCUACCACACAGUGUUUCUUACAGCUAUAUUAGGAGGAACAGUAGUCAUUGUCAUUGGAUUUUUUGCUGUAUUGCUUUGUUAUUGCAGGGAUAAGUGUGGAACGCAACAGAAAAGGGAAAGAAAUAUCACUAAACUUGAGAUCCUUAAGAGGGACCAGACAACAUCCACAACACACAUAAAUCAUAUCAGUUCUGUCAAAGUGGCAUUAAAAGCUGAGGACAAGGCCCAGUUAUUUAAUGCCAAGAACACCUCCUAUAGUCCUCAGAAAAAAGAAACACCCAGGGCAGAUGGAGAAGAAAGAAUUUCCAUGGUAAAAACUCGGGACAAUUUUAAAAUCUACAAUGAAGAUGUUUCAUUUCUUUCAGUCAAUCAAAAUAAUUACCCCAGAAAUACAACCCAGUCUUUGGAGCCCAGUGUAGGAAGCAAACAACCUAAACAUAUGAACAGCAGUCUGUCCUCAUCCUUAGCGGAUGCUCAAGAGGAAAAGAGGUAUCUCACGGGUAGUGAGGAGGUAUAUGGGCGUUCCCACAUCCCGGAGCAGCUUAUGCAUAUCUACAGCCAGCCUAUUGCCAUCCUUCAGACGUCCGACCUUUUCUCCACACCAGAGCAAUUACAUACUGCUAAGUCAGCGACUUUGCCAAGGAAAGGACAGUUAGUCUAUGGCCAAUUGAUGGAACCAGUAAACAGAGAAAACUUCACGCAAACAUUGCCCAAACUGCCAAUGCAUUCUCACGGCCAGCCUCCAGAUGCCAGAGAGGAGGAUAUUGUCCUUGAAGGUCAGCAGAGCUUGCCCUCCCAGACUUCAGAUUGGAGCCGAUAUUCAAACAGCUUGCUAGAGUCCGUUUCUGUUCCUGGGACCUUAAAUGAAGCUGUGGUAAUGACUCCCUUUUCAUCAGAACUUCAAGGAAUUUCAGAGCAGACCCUCCUGGAGCUGUCCAAGGGGAAGCCCUGCCCCCAUCCCAGGGCGUGGUUUGUGUCUCUUGACGGGAAGCCAGUUGCACAAGUGAGGCACUCCUUUAUAGACCUGAAAAGGGGCAAGAGAACCCAGAGCAACGACACCAGUCUCGACUCUGGAGUGGACAUGAAUGAGCAUCAUUCAAGCAGGAAGCUUGAGAGGGAGAAAACGUUUAUCAAAAGCGUGCAUCAGCCCAAGAUCCUUUACUUGGAAGAUUUAGACCUGAGCAGCAGCGAGAGCGGGACCACCGUCUGCUCCCCGGAGGACCCAGCGUUAAGGCACAUCUUAGACGGAGGAAGUGGGGUGAUUAUGGAACACCCUGGGGAAGAGUCUCCUGGAAGAAAAAGCGCUAUGGAGGAUUUUGAAGCCAGUACAUCUCCCACUAAAAAAAGGGGUCGGCCACCACCACUAGCCAAAAGAGAGAGCAAGACUAACAUCUGGAAGAAGAGAGAGGAACGCCCACUGAUCCCCAUAAACUAACGCUGAGGGUGCGGUGUCUGCAUUCUCAUGAUGUGUAUUCCUGCUUCUUGUAAAUUGCAGUACAAACUUAGGAAGUUGAGACUGAGCAAUGCCAUGGUCCUUGGAUGCGUCACAAGCAGAGCAGACAGUAAAAUGGUCAUUCACUAAUAAGAAAGAUGCCAAGGAAUGCUUUUUCUGGUCUUUCUUUUCAUUUAUGGUUGAAAUGUGAACUACCCAAGUUUUCAAAAUGUAAAAUAGCCAGGCUUUGUGGUGCACGCCUUUAAUCCCAGCAUUUGGGAGGCUGAGGUAGGAGGAUCGCUGUGAGUUCAAGGCCAGGCUGAGACUAUAUAGUGAAUUCCCGGUCAGCCUAUGCUAUAGUGAAACCCUACUUAGAAAAACCAAAAAACAAAAACAAAAAAUGUAUAAUAAUGUAAAGAUGGUAUCUGAAAAGGUUUCUCAGUAAGACUUUCUUAGGAGUAAAACAGGGAAGUCUGUAUUAAGUUGCUCCCCAAAUUUUGCCUCUGUCCUGGUGAAUACCCCAUGGAAUAUUUAGAAAUGCAGCUGCCUUCUUCAAGCAUCAUUUUGUGAAAUGUUUCUAUUAAGUCCUCUUCUGCCUAUUCAUAAAAAUUUGAUGAAUGCUUGGACUGAUGUUAUCUUUGCAUUUAAGAAACAAAUUAUGUCUUUAUUUAGAUAAACUAUGAAGUUUAUGUCAUUCCAAAAGUAAAUCUUUAUUGUACCCUUAUGAAAAUCCCUUAUAAGAUGAGCAAGAAACAUUAUUCGUUAGAGAGGGAGGUGCUAACUCAGGCUAUUUUUGGAUAACUUUGCAGAGUUAAUAACGUAUUGAUAUGUUCAGUGGAAAUUUGAGUAACGAAUGCUAUCAUUUUUAUUUUGAACUUGGUUGUAGAUAUGACUUAAAAGUUCAUUAUCCGUGAAAGCUAAAAUCAGCUUUAAUGUGGUUUUUCUUUCUUCCAAAUGUAAGCACUAGAGAGACUACAAUUUUAUUUUAAAAAUAAUAUGAGAGUUUCUCAAGAAAGAACAACCCAAAAAAUAGCAGGCUGCGGCGGUAAAGGAAAUAAACAUUUCAUGUAGGUGGACAAGAAAGGAAAGGCCAUUUGCCUGAUGUUCAGAAUAGCUUGAAGAUGAUUAUAUUUCAAAAUGUUGAUACUUUUUAAAGGUGAUUGAGAAAAAUAGUUCUAAUUUCAAGGGAAAGAUUUUCCUUAGUUCACCUUUGCAACUCCCCCUCUCUUCAGUUUUAGAAGCAUAUCAUGAUCCUUUUCAUCACGGCAAAGAAUCCAGUGUGAGUGAAUCUACUCUAGAGCUAUUUUCAAAUUCUGUCUUCAAACCUGAAGCAUCAUUCACAUGGCCUAAAAAUAAAAGCUGUGUUACAAUCAAUGCCAUUUUAGUUAAAGUUUUCAUGAAGACAUCUCUACAGCAGCUUUCCAUUUCUCUCAGUGGGGAAAAAAAAUCCCUUUAUUUAUCACCCCUAUUAUGCCACAUAGGAGCAACAGAGAGUCAAGCUGCCUAAACAAGUUUUUAAAAGAAACUAAGGCAGACACCUUUGCGUUGUAAAACUGCAGAUAGAUGUACAAUGAAAGGCAGAAACUUUAUUCCUGGAGACAGUAGACUUCAGCCAAUAUUUUCCUAUAAUCACUUACUGAAACAUCUAACCUGUCAGAUAACUGUCCUGGCCUGUUUGUACUUAAAUCCAAAAAACUCAAAAUACUAUGCGUGUGAUAUAUACACCCACAUAUAUAUCCCAUCCAUAGGACAGAUACAUGUUUUGGUUAAUACAUAGGCUUUCUUUUUUAGUGGGGACUGAUAAGAUCAUAAUUAAAGAAGGGAUUUUAAAAAUUGAUUUUACACAGAAAGAUUACAAGCAGCAUGAAUGAAAAGGAUUUGAAAAGUUUAAGGAGUUAGUGCUCUGUGGAAGUGCCUUUGAUUCAGAUUUGCAUUAGAAGGAUAGAGGAUAUUUCUUUAGUGUGCACUUUCUUUGUUAGCCAAAUAUGACAGAUGUGCAGUUCUUAUUAAAAUACAUAGACCUAGUGUUUCAUGUUGGAACAAUGAAUUUUGCAUGUAGGUGAUAUUUUCUUCUGUGUGCUUACAUUUGUUUUCAGAACAGCACAUAUUGAUGAAUUGUUUAUGUUGGAAUGAAGUUAGAAACUAUAUAGUAAAAUGCUGCAUCUCCUCAUCAUUUUAAGUGUGUAUUCCCACCACCUUCAAAAAUAUUUCCUCUCCCAGCUGGUAACAAAACACACAUUAUUGGCAUAUGAGUAUAUCACCCAAGUAUGCCCAGUUAUUUUAUUCAUUCUUGUCUAAGGGAGACAAGAUGAUACAUCCCAAUGACUUUCCUAGAACUUUUUAGUUUCACACUUUUUAAAACACUGCACAUGCUGUUUUCAAUUAAGACUUUUAGACAGUUUAUCUUUUCUAGUGAUCAAAAGUAUGACUUCUCAUUUGUGAGUAGUUCACAAAUUUCCUAUUAAAAAAACUGAAGCCAUCCACUUCUUCUUAACCCAAAUGAUAGCAAACCAAUAAUGAUCAACUCUUUCUUAAAUUUUAAAUUGAAAGCCAAUGAUUUUUUUGAAAAUAUAAACCUAGAUAAUUUUGGUUACAAAUUGUUGAUGUUUGUGGAUCCUUUGUACAUAGUUGGGAUAUACUGUAAAGGCAAAAUUCUCAAUUACCUGAUGGAUUCAGGUAGUAAACAUAGUUAUACACAGUUUUGAAUACAUAUGACCUUGCAACUUUAUAAAAUCCAUUUUUAUGACUUUAUGCAGUUGUAUAGGGAUUGUGCCCUUUUGUAACACACAAUGUACCACGAAGACCACAAUAUUAAGGAAAACGAACACUUCUUUGUUUUGUCAUUCACUUUUGGGUCAUUCUGUAUGUUUGAAUCCCCUGGUACCAACACAUAUCAUGGAGUUUUGGAGAUCUUAAGUUCAAAUAGUGUCCCUUAAACUUCCCAGAAAGGUGAAGUUCAAAAUUAAACCUUCAUUGCCACGGUCCAAGUUACUCAUCUGUGUUUGUAGACAUCAUUGCAGGACUUGUGUAUUGAUUUCUUUUUAGAUCUCUAGUUUACAUUGGGCUUUCUUGUUUCCAGGUGUUUCUAUCUUUUGUAUUCUUCCAUCAAAGAAAACUCAUAUUUCAUUGUAUUUAUUGCUAUUACUAUACUUACUGCUGGAAACUGUAGCAGUCUGAAGAUUUGUAAAAUGUUAAACACAAGUUCAUUAAAGAUAAUAAAAUACAUCUGAAAUGGA